Cyphellophora europaea CBS 101466 is the source of this 570-nucleotide messenger RNA. RefSeq names its product H/ACA ribonucleoprotein complex subunit 1. The record is from RefSeq and is a predicted model, not a curated record. Gene Ontology annotation, cellular component: box H/ACA snoRNP complex. Lineage: Eukaryota; Fungi; Ascomycota; Eurotiomycetes; Chaetothyriales; Cyphellophoraceae. Gene Ontology annotation, molecular function: box H/ACA snoRNA binding. Gene Ontology annotation, biological process: ribosome biogenesis; snoRNA guided rRNA pseudouridine synthesis. Bases 1 to 570 code for a protein of 189 amino acids. The transcript is spliced from 4 exons.
AUGAAUGUGACAGGUCGAGGUGGUGGCUUCCAGAGCAAUUAUGGUCCUCCUGCGCAGGUUCUAGAAAUCGGCACCUUCAUGCACCCAUCCGAGGGCGAAAUGGUGUGCGAGUCGACGAAUCCCAAGAUUCCUUAUUUCAACGCCCCCGUCUACCUCGAGAACAAGACGACCAUCGGCAAGGUGGACGAGAUCCUCGGCCCCAUCAACCAAGUCUACUUCACAAUCAAGCCGCAAGAAGGCAUCCAGGCUACUUCGUUCAAGGCCGGUGACAAGUUCUAUAUAGGUGGCGACAAGCUACUGCCAUUAGAAAAGUUCCUCCCCAAACCAAAGGGACCACCCGGCGCCAGCAAGGUCAAGAAGCCCGGACUACAGGGACGAGGAGGUGCACGAGGCGGCGGUCGGGGUGCUCCGCGAGGCUUUGGCGGUCGAGGUGCACCGAGAGGCUUUGGCGGUCGGGGUGCUCCGAGGGGCGGUGGCCGAGGCGGCUCCUUCGGUGGUCGAGGUGGAAGCUCCUUUGGUGGCCGAGGCGGCGGUCGGGGCGCCCCUCGAGGACGCGGCCGUGGCUACUAA